CCAGCCCCGGACACACACAGGGACAGGGACAGGGACAGGGAGAGAGACGGGGGGGAGAGGGAGAGCCGGAGCCCCGCUCCUGAAGGACAUGAAUCCUCCGGCUGCGGCUGAUCUGGUUUUGCUGCAUGUUCUCACCCCGACCCUGGAGGAAGGAGGCGGCCCCGGCCCCGGCGCCAUCCCCAUCCCCAUCCCCGGCCCGGGCUCGGGCUCGGCCCCGGCCCCGCUCCUGAAGCCAUUCCCCGGGAGAGGCGGCCCGCUGCUGCAGGAUGCCGCCGCCGCCUGUCAGCUGCAGCCUUUCGGCUUCCCCGGAACAAAAGGGUCGCGGCCGCAGCUGAUGGUUUUCCGGAACUUGGUCCGGCCGGAGGACGGGCUGCGGGGGCCCGGGAGCGGGACCGGGGGCGGCCGCGGGGACUGCUCCCGGGGUGAAGCCCGCUCUCCCCCGGGCUCCCCGGGAGCUGCGGGCCGGGGAGGCGGAGGUUGCUGCUGCCGCCGCCGCCGGGAGGAGCGGGUCUGCUUCGACCUGGCCCGGGACUUUGGCGGCUUCUCGGUGGCGGGCGCCGGGGGCGAGUGGCCCCCGCUGCCGGCCUGGGGGUGCUCGCAGGCGGCCGAGGGGGUGGCGGUGACCGGGGAGAGCUCCGGGACCCGUUCCCCGAGCGAGGAGGAGGAGGAGGAGCCGACCGAGACCAGCGACGCGCUGCUGGUGCUGGAGGGGAUCGAGCUGGAAGCCGGAGGAGGAGGAGGGGGAGCGGACAGCGGCUCCCCCGGGGAUGACCCUCCCUCUCCCGCCGCCCCUCCGCCUCCCUCCCCCGGUCUGACCGAGCCUGGGAGUCCGGGGGCUCUGCCCAAAGUCCGGCUGAGCCGCUGCUCCAGCUCCCCCAGCCCGUCGCUGCAGAGGGGCGCCGAGGAUAAGCUGCUGGGUCGCCUGCCCGGCAAAAGCCGCAAGAGCUCCCUGAAAAUCCGCCUCAGCAAACUCUUCCGCACCAAAAGCUGCAGCGACCCAGCAGCCAAGAGACAUUCCGUGGAGCUGGACACAUCGGCUGGCUGCCUGGUGGAGAUCUCCCAGCUCCAGGAAGGUUACACCAUCAGAAGCAAGCCCAGGCUGACACGGACACAAAGUGCCUUCACUCCAGUGUCAUUAGCAUCACCUUUUACAGGAGAAACUGUGUCACUGGUCGACCUGGACAUCUCUCGUCGCGGGCCGCCCUCACCUCAUCCACCGACUCCUCCACCCCCACCUCGCCGAAGCCUCAGCCUUCUCGAUGAUAUUGUGGGGCAACAGACUCUGUCGUACCCAGUGAACCCGGCUGCUGCUUGCUUACAGUCACUGCCUCUACCACCACCUCCCCCACCUCACACUUCCAUCCAGCUCAGUCUCAGCUUAAACGACACUGGAUUUCUUUUGCCUCUUGCAGACACCUUGCAGAGAAACUCGCCUCAAAUUCGGCCGAUGACCGUGCAACCUCCGAACUGCCUGCUCAACAGGAGGGACUCCAACACCUUUGCAGCCAGCUUACGGGAACUUGAAAAGUGUGGCUGGUAUUGGGGCCCGAUGAACUGGGAUGAUGCUGAAAUGAAGUUGAAGGGUAAACCAGAUGGUUCGUUCCUGGUAAGGGACAGUUCGGAUCCACGUUACAUCCUCAGCCUCAGCUUUCGCUCCCAAGGAAUUACACACCACACCAGAAUGGAACAUUAUCGAGGAACCUUCAGUCUCUGGUGUCAUCCGAAAUUUGAAGACCGUUGUCAGUCUGUUGUGGAGUUCAUUGAAAGGGCCAUCAUGCAUUCCAAAAAUGGGAAAUUUCUGUACUUUCUCCGCUCGCGUGUCCCUGGUUUACCGCCAACCCCAGUCCAGCUCCUGUACCCUGUCUCUCGCUUCAGCAACGUCAAGUCCCUGCAGCACCUCUGUCGCUUCCGAAUCCGACAGCUUGUCAGGAUAGAUCACAUUCCGGAACUCCCACUCCCAAAACCUCUCAUAUCGUACCUACGGAAGUUUUACUAUUAUGAUCCUGAGGAGGAGGCUUACCUUUCUCUCCAGGAAGCACGGCUCCGCAUCACUCACGAACAGGACAUGGACACCCAGACGUAGCUGUUGCAGAAAUAUCACUCGAACCAUCUAAAACAAAUUGGAGGGUUACUGAGGACACUGGAAACGGUACAGUCUGACUGGAUUGUUAUGCCAGGAGCUGCUUAUGACGGAGGGACGCUCGUCAAUUUUCCUGAAAUGCUCCUUAUUCCCAAAGUUUAUUUCGACCCGUUGCUCACGCUGGUGUAGUAGAGGGAGGGGAGGAGGACGUAUUGGGAACGUGAGAGAUUUCCUCCCGUAAUACACCUGGAUGGGACAGGACAAUCGAACGAUGGUUGAUGGAUUUGCACUUUCUACAGAGAAAGACUGGUGUUACUAACUUGCAGCUUUUUGCUGGGGAGGCAGAUGUUCUCCUGAAUCCAGAGACGUUCCAAGUGUUUCGUGCUGAGAUGCCUAAUGCUCAAUGAAUGCCUGGAAGGGGUUAUAUUGCACAAAUUUUGUUUUUAGUUAAUUUAUGGAUUAAACUACUGUUUAUAUUCACAGGCUGUUUAACAUGUAGCUCUCAGAAACCACUUGCAGGUUACUAUUAGAUUAGUACGGCACAGAAAGAGACCAUUCAGCCCUCUGUCUCUGCUGGCUCACUGCAGGUACACAUCUGAUGUUUUGGUUGUAGUCCUGCAAUUUCUUUUCAGAUAAUUAUACAAUUUGCUUUUGAAAGCUGCAACUGAAUCUCUGUGCCCAGACCCUCAUGAUUUUGAACAUCUCUAUCAAAAUUCUUUUGGACUUUCUCCUCCAAGGAGAAUGGUCACAUAUCUCCAGUCUCUCUACAUCAUUGACAGUCCUUGUCUUUGGAACCGUUCUUCGGAAUCAUUUCUGAACCCUGAAUGCCUUUAAAUCAUUCCCAAAGUGUGAUUCCCAGAACCGGACGCAGUGCUCCCACUGAGGCCAAACCAGCGUUUUCGUGCAGCUUUAGCUUGCUUGCUUCUGUACCUUCUCCCAUUGAUAAGGCCCUGAAUGUCAUAUGCAUUAUUAACGACUUGACCUGCCCUGCCAUCUACAAUUAUUUGUGCACACAUGUCCAACAGAUUUCUGUUUUUGCAUCCCCUUUUGAAUUGUGCUGUCUGUUUCAUAUUUUCUGUCCUUGCUUUUCCCUCCAAGAGUUGGCUCAGUGGUUAGCACUGUUGCCUCACAGCACCAGAGUCCCAGGUUCGAUUCCAGCCUCGGGGGACUGUCUGUGUGGAGUUUGCGCAUUCUCCCUGUGUCUGCAUGGGUUUUCUCCCAUAGUCCAAAGAUGUGCCGGCCAGGUGAAUUGGCCAUGCUAAAUUGUCCAAAGUGCAUUAGUCAGAGGGAAAUGGGUCUGGGUGGGUUACUCUUUGGAGGGUUGGUGUGGACUGGUUGGGCCAAAGGGCCUGUUUCCACACUGUAGGGAAUCUAAUCUAAUCUUAACUGCUGGAAAAACCAGCAUUGAUUUAAUGAUUAAUCCAGAUUUAUUCAAAUAAUUUAUUGGCCAGUAGUUGUUUGAGUUAAUCGUGCAUUUUGUUUUUAGAAUCGAGGUGCAACAUUUACAGUUAUUCAGCUCUUUGGCACCAUCCCUAUAACUGAGGAGAAUUGGAAGAUGAUUGGAAAUUACAGAUAUGCUGGCGUUGUUAUUUUCCUCCAUAUCUUUGGAUCACUUCAUCCUGUCCUGGUUCUAAUACCCCUUUCUCUUUUAAUUAUUCACCCUCUUCAUGUCCCAACUUCUGCCUCUUUGACUGUGAUAUCAUCUGCAUUCUACAAGACUGUAAUACUCUGCAUGUCUCUGUUAACUAAAUUGCUAACUUAUUUCACAGAAAUAAACUUAAGACUUAAAUAAGAACUCAGCGCUCGUCACCAAUCAUCUGGUCCCUUGGACUGACAUCUGUUUUAUCGGGAGAGAAACGUGAAUGCUUUUACUUAACACUUUAUUGAUUAUACCUCCAAUUUUAAUUUACUGAAGAAUUCAAAAAUCUUUCCUGUUAAUAUCUUGUACUUCAUUUGAAGUUUAUCCCCUGAUUGAUUAAUUGAAUGCAUUAUAAAUAAAUGAUCUAA
This is a messenger RNA of Hemiscyllium ocellatum (epaulette shark), 4087 nucleotides long. RefSeq names its product suppressor of cytokine signaling 7 (gene socs7). NCBI's taxonomy places the organism in Eukaryota, Metazoa, Chordata, Chondrichthyes, Orectolobiformes, Hemiscylliidae. The transcript has 10 exons. Gene Ontology annotation, biological process: phosphatidylinositol phosphate biosynthetic process; intracellular signal transduction. Gene Ontology annotation, cellular component: phosphatidylinositol 3-kinase complex. Bases 89 to 2083 code for a protein of 664 amino acids. The record is from RefSeq and is a predicted model, not a curated record. Gene Ontology annotation, molecular function: 1-phosphatidylinositol-3-kinase regulator activity.